Gaeumannomyces tritici R3-111a-1 is the source of this 2052-nucleotide messenger RNA. RefSeq lists its product as hypothetical. The transcript is spliced from 2 exons. NCBI's taxonomy places the organism in Eukaryota, Fungi, Ascomycota, Sordariomycetes, Magnaporthales, Magnaporthaceae. The record is from RefSeq and is a predicted model, not a curated record. The coding region runs from base 154 to 2052 and encodes 632 amino acids.
GGUACAGGGUAUGGCCAGGAAUUGAUAGCGUGCCCUUUCCAGCACUUUUAGGCAGCCGCGGCUCUUUGUACAUUUCCUCUCACUUCUUUUAUAACCGAUAUGCGGAGCCCCUUGUUUCCGUCAAGGGCACGCUCCGGCUAGUCCUCUGCGAAAAUGCCUCCCUAUUUUGGUAUGGCCGACUUUGUCGACGCUCUCCAGAACUGUGCCGUUCCCGAACUCGAGGAUUUCGCCAAUAACGAACACUUGCGCGAUCGCGCGCACAGGCGCUUCGACUCCGACGAGCCUCCUCCACCCUACCAGUCCUCGACCGAGUCUGAAGAGCCAGACGAACGAAACAUCGCACUAGAACCGUAUCCGGAGAGUCCGGAGAGUCCGGAGAGCCCGCAGCAUGACAGUCCGCCACGACAGAGCACGUUUGUGGACCUGUCACCCAGCUUGCCGGAGGUCAUGGAGCACCCUUUGGAUGACGACGAGCUGGCCCAGACAGCAGACCGCGCGAAGCACCUACUAAGACCUCGCACCAUGUAUUUAGACGAGUCAAGCAUUGAGCUAAACCGGUACUUAUUAGCCAAGUUUCCCACCCGCGGGAAAAGCGGCACAAGGUUGAAGCAGUUGCGGCGACGCGGUGUCAAAGCCCGUCACAUCAUUAAAAGCCGCUGGCAGAAGCUCGGCAUCUGGAAUCCGGAAUGGGGCUUCCCUGGGCGCAAUCUACGGCCUAGCGACAAAGUUGGCGACUGGAGGUGGAAGUGGGAGCGCCAGGACGCCGACCAAGAGACGAUAUCUCAAGAGACACAUCAGCUUGCCCUGCGCGCCCUGCGCCUUCGCCAGAACCUGCGGCGCGGUGAGUGGGUGCCAGCGACCCCGCGUAGACGCCUUGGCCCCGACUCAUCCACCGCCGAAGCCGAGUCGUUUCUCAUAUCCAGGCCCUGGUUCCUCUAUCGCCUUGACCUCGAAGAGGAAUACACGAAACUCGCCCGUUCGUCCAACGACGAUCCCAAGUACUGGAAAACGAUCGAGUUGGAGCAUUGGCGGCGUUGGGAGGAGAACGGGGAGUACCGGCUGGCUGAUGACGGAGCGCCUUGCUAUUGGAAGUGGCGCCAUGAGUCCCCUUCGCCAGAGCGUGAGCACACCCCGACAAGCCCGGGCAUCUCCUACACCCCUUCCGAGGUCGACGAGCUAGAAACCAUCGGCCUUCCUAGACCCCAACAGCCUGCUAGUUAUUGGGUCCAAAAUGGGCCCAAGCCUCUAGUCGGGCAGUGCAAGAACCCCGGUGCCUUUUCGAGGACGCCUUCUCCCACUCCGUCCCCUCGCACCCGAUUCGCGCGACUUGGAUCGAUGCCUGACAUCUACAUCGUUGGAGGCCUUGAGCAACGGGAAAUUUGGUUGGCAAAGAAGCGGGAGAUCGAGGCUGCGCUGAAAGCGAUGGAGGGAAACGAAGCAGAGCUGCCUGACCAAUGGCCCACCCCGCCCCCACUGUCCCCCCGCGCACGACUGAAGCGACUUGGGCCGAUGCCAGAACACGAAAGCUUGUUUGGUGACGGCGGCGCCUCAGAAUGGCGGAGGAUGAAGAAGGAGAUUGAUGAUGCUCUCGAGGCGGUGCAGGCGCGUCGGGUAGAGCAGGAGCAAGGUGCCGCGGAUGGGGAUGACGAGGCCAUGCCUGACGAGGAAGAACCCGUCGAGGCUGUGGUCGAUUUACAGCGCGCCGGCCAAAGUGACCAGGAUGGUGCUGGUGGUGGUUCGGAUGCCGCUGCCGCCCCUCCCCGACAAACCCAGGGGAAGCCGCGAGCUCGCAGCCGGCGCGCCGAGGCCGUACCAGCGCCAGACGUUCCCCAGCCACCGGCGCCCCGCCGCAGUGCCAGGAACGCCUUGAAGCGCGGGGCCGACCCUCCCUCGCCCCAAGACGCGCCACCGAACAAGCGAACGCGUCUCGUCCGGGCGGAAGUCGUCGCCGCCGCUAUGCCCAAGCGUGGCCGCCCCAGCAAGCAGCCUGACGCGGUUAAGGAAGAAACAGGUCGCCACCACAGCUCCCAAACGUGGCGCGGGUCGUCCUAA